Dioscorea cayenensis subsp. rotundata (Guinea yam) is the source of this 1132-nucleotide messenger RNA. RefSeq names its product nuclear cap-binding protein subunit 2. Gene Ontology annotation, biological process: mRNA cis splicing, via spliceosome. The record is from RefSeq and is a predicted model, not a curated record. Gene Ontology annotation, molecular function: RNA cap binding. The transcript is spliced from 8 exons. NCBI's taxonomy places the organism in Eukaryota, Viridiplantae, Streptophyta, Magnoliopsida, Dioscoreales, Dioscoreaceae. Gene Ontology annotation, cellular component: nuclear cap binding complex. Bases 119 to 892 code for a protein of 257 amino acids.
AACUAUACUUCUCGUUGUUUGGACCAUUGGAAAACCCUAACGAGGUACGAGCUCAUUCUCCCCCAAAGCCUAAUCACUCUCCAGGAUCAAACUUCGGAUCCUCAAGAGGGGAGGAGCAAUGGCUUCUCUUUUCAAGGAUCCGAACAAGCUUUCGGCUUACAGGGACCGGAGGUUCUCGGGCACACAGGAGGAGUACGAGCACGCGCUGCGGACCUCGACGACGCUUUACGUGGGGAAUAUGUCCUUUUACUCCACCGAGGAGCAGGUUUACGAGCUCUUCUCCCGUGCCGGAGAGAUCAAGAAGAUCAUCAUGGGUCUUGACAAAAACUCCAAGACACCUUGUGGCUUUUGCUUCAUCCUGUACUAUUCUCGUGAAGAUACUGAGGAUGCAGUAAAAUAUAUAAGUGGAACUAUCCUAGAUGAUCGUCCAAUUCGUGUGGAUUUUGACUGGGGAUUUGAAGAAGGCAGGCAAUGGGGUCGUGGUCGAAGUGGUGGUCAAGUGAGAGAUGAGUACCGAACUGAUUAUGAUCCUGAUAGAGGCGGUUACGGAAAACUAGUGCAGAGAGAACUUGAAGCACAGAGACAGUUGGUGGAUUAUGGUGCAGGUUCACUGGGGGCUUUUCAGCCAAGUUAUAGCAGACAUGAUGGUGACCGACGAGGGCGUCCAAACAACAGAUAUGAGAGAGAUCAUCACCAUCACCACCACCAUCAUCAUCAUCGGAAGCGCCAUCGGGAGAAUGAACAUUCAGGUCACGAGACAUCAAGGAGAACCUCUGACUAUGAUUCCAGGAGACCCUCUGAUCAAGAUUCUAGACAGGAGAAGAACCCACGGUUCCGAGACAGUGGUGACUCUGAAGAGGAUGAAGACGAUGACAGGAAGAGGCGCCGAUAGGAAUUCUGAAUACAUCUUUUAAUGUAGGAGAAAGGAAAUUGAUAUCAUAAGUUUUUCUCCUUACAGCUCACAGCUUGCAUACUUCAAUCAAACUAGGUUUUCUAUGGGAAUCUAUGAUGUAAUUUAAUAACUUACUGCUUAAAUGUGGUGGCAAAGUGCCCUUUAUACAAUUUGGAAUGGCAUGUACAAAUUUUCAGUUAUAUUUGACUGUUGAUUCCUUCAAUUAGAGUAUGUUUGGCA